Messenger RNA from Funneliformis geosporum, 369 nucleotides. Lineage: Eukaryota; Fungi; Glomeromycota; Glomeromycetes; Glomerales; Glomeraceae. The record is from the annotation of a GenBank genome assembly.
AUGGCAGAAAUUUUUCAACCAUUUUUUAAGUGGAAUAAUGAUAUUCCAGAUUUUCUUGUAAAACUUAGAUUAUACUUUCAAAAUCAAGGUGUAAAUUCAGCAGAUAAUGCAGGCACUCUACUAACUGGAAGAGAAGUAGCAAUAGAGUAUUUAAAAGGAUGUAUGAGUGGAAGAAUCCUAGAAUUGUUCAAUAAGAAGAUUACUACAAAGACAAAUUGUGAAUUAACUAACCUAACUAAUGGUACAGGACAAGGCAAUUUGGUUGCAGUAAAUAGAUGUAUAGCUCUUCAGAUAGGUGCUGAUGGAUUAAAUGAGACAGCUGAACAACCUGGAAAUGCAAUAGUCAAAUUAAGAGUUACUGGUAUAUGA